Messenger RNA from Clunio marinus, 216 nucleotides. The record is from the annotation of a GenBank genome assembly. NCBI's taxonomy places the organism in Eukaryota, Metazoa, Arthropoda, Insecta, Diptera, Chironomidae.
AUGGGUUUAAUGGAUCAAAUUGGCUACAGUUCCCACUUUCAAUCUUUAUUUAUCGUUGUCGUUGAACGAAAUCUUUAUGCAAAAAAAAAUCCCAAGGACAAUGGACGACGAUCAUUAAUUCUAAUCAACUCAAGCAGUCUGAGAGGUGUGAACAUUUUUGCAUUAUUACCUCGUCGUUAUUCGUUUGUUGUUGUGGUUGUUGUUUGUGAAACCUAA